AUGCAAAUUGGUGGUGCACACCCUUUUGCGAUCUGUAGAUUACCAAUUUCUUGCCUCUAUGUUCAUUCCUCUGUUGCUUAUUUCUUUCAUCUAAUAACUCUUAUUCGCAUGUCCAGUUUUUUUGCAGAAUCAAGACGGUUUCUGGUUGUCGGGGCCUCGGCCAAUCCUGCAAAGUUCGGCUACAAAGUUCUCAAGUGGUACGUGGAUCGAGGACUCCCCGCAACUCCAAUCAACCCCACAUCGAACGAGAUACUAGGCCAAAGGUGUUUCGGAUCUGUUGCAGAUGCGAUUGCUUCGUUUCCAGAAAAAGCCACAGUCUCUGUAUCUGUUAUUACUCCGAUAGCAGUUACGCUUGAAACAGUCAAAAAACUCCGGCCUCAAGCCGUGAAAGCCAUCUGGUUCCAACCAGGAUCUUUUGACUCUGAGGUGAUUGCCUUCUGUGAGAAAAACCUCGGUCUGGUUCGUGGAGAGUCGCUGAUUUACGAUGAUUGCAUUUUGGUGAGCGGAGACUUGCUGCGGUCACGGUUGUGA
Molecule: messenger RNA, 531 nt
Organism: Kuraishia capsulata CBS 1993
Lineage: Eukaryota; Fungi; Ascomycota; Pichiomycetes; Pichiales; Pichiaceae
Exons: 1
Coding region: 1-531 (176 amino acids)
Source: RefSeq, a predicted model, not a curated record